Messenger RNA from Guillardia theta CCMP2712, 1902 nucleotides. RefSeq lists its product as hypothetical. Lineage: Eukaryota; Cryptophyceae; Pyrenomonadales; Geminigeraceae. Bases 1 to 1902 code for a protein of 633 amino acids. The transcript has 2 exons. The record is from RefSeq and is a predicted model, not a curated record.
AUGGCCUCUUUCUGCACGAUUGAAAGACUGUGGACGUGCACUACAUUGAGUGAGCUCUCAGUUUGUCGUCUCAUCAACCCCCCUGCUUUCUCUGGAGUGCAGAUCUUCGCCAAUACCACCUACACCAAGUCUACUUGCCUUUUCCGUGUCACUGUUUCGGCGAAUUUCUAUUUCAAGUCUGCAACGACUGUUACCAUCGGAGGGCUUAAGUUGAGCACAAAUCAGACGACUGUUGAUAUUGUCAGCACCGACUUGUCUCCCAAGGCCUCAUGGGAUAUUACAUCAGGGUUCCUCACUGUCAACGUCACGAAUCCUGACACAAAUUUUUUGUUCUUCACUCUUGUUGGUUCCAGCCCCCUCGUUCCGCAAACCGCAGUCCAAGUUGAAGCCUCUUGUUUCCAGUGCAUCGCAGAUUUGCCCAACACUUCUGUUCCCACAUUUUCUGCACAAUGGCCUCUCAGCUUCACAGACCUCCCAAAACCCUCAUGCGUUCUUCCACGCUUUGGUCCAAACUGUGAGUUCACAUGCCAAGGGUUGGUUGUCGUGGACAAAUGUGUGUGUUUGACAGGCCAGUUUGGUUUCACAUGUAACCAAACAGCUGUCAAGCUAGCUGACAGCCCUCCUCCGAAACAAGUAGUCCCUGAUGCUCCAGCAACCAUCACGUCUAGCAGCGGAAUUGGUGUUAGAAUCCCUGCGGGAGCUCUCACGAGUGGAAUCACGAUCUCUGUGGAUGUCUAUGAAGUGAAGAACCUUGACGUCGGCGUCCAGAAGGACACCAUCACUCCUGCUGGGCCAGUCGUUGUAUUCGAGCCAUCUGGCAUAAGGUUUGAAAAGCCAGUGGAAAUCUUCACUCCCUUUGACCCCACCAGGAUUCCACCAGGCAAGUCCGCGUUCGUCUUCUACAACAAUGAGUCAGCGUUCCCUCCCUGGCAAAGACAAGAAAGUGAAGUGGUUCCGGGAAAGAACCUCACAAGGGCUCUUGUGUAUCACUUCUCAGGAUACAUGUCUAUGGCUGCCGACCCGCCAGUAAUCCCUUCCCUCUCCUCCAACGCCUCCGUCGUUGUCACGGUCUCCAGCACCCCAGCAUCGUCAACAACAACCCCAAAGCCCUACGCGGCCCCUCUUGGGUUGAUCCUCGGGUUGAUUGGCGGCGGAGUUGGAGUGAUGGUGACUAUGAGUGCAUCCCUGGUGGUAUAUCGAUACUCCAAGAAAGCAAGGCAGGCUGAAGACAUCGUGGAGGAGUUUUCUCCAGUCAUGGCAGAUACUGGCCUGGCCUCAGCUUCUCUUGUAUUGCAUGAUAACCCUGAAGGUCUUCCUGACUCCAUGACUCGAGAAUUGAACGGAGAACGAGGGCAGCAGCAGCAGCAGCAGGAUGAGCAGCAGCAGCAGCAGCAGGAUGAGCAGCAGCAGCAGCAGGAUGAGGAGCACGAGCACGAGCACGAGCACGAGCAGCAGACACAUCUUGAUGAAGAAGCAGAAGAGCCGAUUUUCCAGGAGAUCGAACAAGAAUCUACAGUCUCUCCGCGUUUGAUCGAAGCACAGGGCAGCGUUCUCGGCAGGUUUUGGCCUGCUCAGAUAUCGUUGGAAGGAGGAUCGGUCUCAGCUUCCAUCGUCAUGCAGGGCAGCGAGUUGCCGUCAGCGCAAAGCCCUUCCACGCCCUCGUACUACCAGAGAGAGACAGUGACAAGUGAUGACGAGUCAGAGAUCGCUGAGUUGAAGACGGAGGACUUCCCUUCCUUCCGCUUCCCCCGGCAUCCUCCUGCUAGCGGCGCCGUCUUCGUGUCUAGCUUCCUCUACUCCUCCCAGGACCUCGCUCCCAUCGACGCAGAGCCCGACGAGUUCCACGAGGCCUAUCCGGCGUCACCGGGCACAAGCAUGACUUCAAAGACUAUCAUCUUGUAA